This is a messenger RNA of Zasmidium cellare ATCC 36951, 513 nucleotides long. RefSeq lists its product as uncharacterized. The transcript has 2 exons. The coding region runs from base 1 to 513 and encodes 170 amino acids. NCBI's taxonomy places the organism in Eukaryota, Fungi, Ascomycota, Dothideomycetes, Mycosphaerellales, Mycosphaerellaceae. The record is from RefSeq and is a predicted model, not a curated record.
AUGGAAUCACCACCGGACGUCGGCGUCGUCUUCGAUCACGGCUCCCGCAUUACCCACGGCGAUGCCGCCAAUGUCAAGAAGCCCUUCGACGCUGUGGCCUUGACCAUGCAUGAGCUCUCGCCUUCAACAGACUAUCGCCUGCCCAGACAUAUCCACAUGAGCAUCGACACGACGAGGCUGGUCGACGAAAGGAUCAUGAUCCUCCACGGCGUGGGACUCGUCGAGAUGGCUGGCGAGGUAUUUGCUGUGGCUCCAGGCUCGCUGGUCACUACAGUCGGUGGCGUGCCACAUACAUUCACUGCAUGUCCUGCUGGCGUGAGACUGCCUCAUGGAAUCGUUUCCACUGGUACUUUUACAAUGGUCUACGAGUACGAGGAGCCAACGUCGUUCUUCCCCACCAAGUCGACCACCGUGGUAAAGAACGCCGCGGAUUAUGAGCCUUGGGAGGGUUCUUUGGAUGAGAUCAAGUUUCCGAAGCUCACUGCUGGAGAGGUGUCGAGAAAGGGAGAGUAG